AUGCAGAUAAUAACACCGUGGGCGGGACUCGAAGGCAGAAAAGAAUCUGGUAGCGUGACCGGGUCAAGGCUGUUUCUGACACACUUAGCCAUUCCUCCAGGAGAUCCAGAACCUGGCGUGCCCUCGAAAACCUACAAGAAGAGGAUGACUCUGCGGCAGCCGCCAUUGUCUGCUAAAGAGGACAAGAUGUGGAGCGGACAGGCCCGAUGAUGGAUGAUGGCUGGAAAUGAAAGUGAGCCACUGUUGCAUAAAUAGUGCAACUAUUGUCGAUCACAAAGGCUCUCACUUUCCUACCAAAGUACUGCUAUCUAUAUCUGGAUCAAUGUAUCUCAGGAUCGACUCUUCCCCGUGGUAUCGUGAUUCGAUACUUAUUUUAAAGUAUAUAUUGUGUUCGGUGGGUCAACCUUAUUAAAUUUAGGAAAAGUUUCUAAGCACAACACUCAUUCGAUUGAAUUGAAUCAGCGAUGGACAGCG
Messenger RNA from Nezara viridula (southern green stink bug), 474 nucleotides. NCBI's taxonomy places the organism in Eukaryota, Metazoa, Arthropoda, Insecta, Hemiptera, Pentatomidae. The record is from the annotation of a GenBank genome assembly.